AUGAUAAUAUGCAAGAAAAACAGAAGAAAUGACAAUUACCCUUAUAAUAAGGAACAUCCUAUCAGAAAAUGGUUUCAGAGCCUUCGUUUCGUGGGUUUGAUCCUCACCGUUCCCCACUUUCUCUUGUGGAAUUUCUUAGCAGAUAAGUGGAAGGAUUAUAGGAGGAAAGUGUUGUUUGGCAAGAAAAUGUUCCUCCAAAUUAUGUUGUGUUUGUCCUUGAUUGGUCUUAGUUCCCAAACACUACAUAGUCACUACAAUUUUGUUGUGAAAGAAGCAAGGUAUACAAGGCUCUGUUCAACAAAAAGCAUAUUGACUGUGAAUGGAAAAUUUCCAGGGCCAACUAUAAGUGUCCACAAGGGUGAUACAGUUUAUGUUAAUGUUCAUAACAAGGGCAAAUACAACAUCACUUUACACUGGCAUGGUGUGAAGCAGCCAAGGAAUCCAUGGACAGAUGGUCCUGAAUACAUUACUCAGUGCCCCAUCCAACCUGGAGGGAAAUUCAGACAGAAGAUAGUUUUUUCUACAGAAGAAGGGACCUUAUGGUGGCAUGCUCACAGUGACUGGACAAGAGCCACUGUCCACGGAGCUAUAAAAAUCUAUCCAAGAAAGAAUAGUACCUACCCUUUUCCCAAACCUGAUGCAGACAUUCCCAUCAUAUUUGGAGAAUGGUGGAAAAAUGAUGUCAAUAAGGUCUACAAAGAAUCUAUUGAAACUGGAGGAGGCCCAAACAUAUCCGAUGCUAUCACUAUUAAUGGUCAACCUGGGGAUUUAUUCCCUUGCUCAAGAUCAAAAACAUUCAAGUUAAAUGUAGACCAAGGCAAGACUUAUCAUCUCCGCAUUAUUAAUGCCGCGAUGAAUCUCAUUCUCUUUUUCUCUGUUGCCAAACACAACCUCACUGUUGUUGGAGCUGAUGCUAUGUACACCAAGCCAAUAACAAGGGAUUACAUAUGCAUAUCUCCAGGACAAACAAUGGAUGUGUUGUUGCAUGCUAACCAAGAGCCUAAUCACUAUUAUAUGGCUGCAAGGGCAUAUUCAACAGGAGUUGUUGGUUUUGAUAACUCUACAACCACUGCUAGAGUCCACUACAGUGGGAAUUAUGAUCCACCUUUAUCUCCUACAUUACCUUAUCUUCCAAAAAAUAAUGACACACAUGCAGCUUUUGAUUUCAUCAGAAGUAUUAGAGGCUUACCUCUGAAAUUUCCGCACAACGUCCCAAAAAAUAUCAAAAAUCAUAUAGUGACUACAAUUUCUGUUAACACCUUCCCAUGCCCCAAUGGAAAAUCCUGCCAGGGACCAAAUGGAACCAUUUUUGCGGCUAGCAUGAACAAUAUAAGUUUUGAAACCCCUAGAUUUGACAUACUAGAAGCCUAUUACUACCAUAUCAAAGGGGUAUUCAGAAAGGGAUUUCCCAGAUUACCACCAUUGAUAUUUAACUUCACUGCAGAUGUUUUGCCUCUAACCUUGAGUGUUCCCAAGCGAGGGACUAAGGUUAUUGUUCUGAACUAUGGUUCAACAGUGGAAGUUGUUAUCCAAGGGACAAACGUGGUUGGAGGAGUAGACCAUCCUAUUCAUCUCCAUGGAUUCAGUUUCUUUGUUGUUGGAUAUGGAUUUGGUAAUUUCAACAAAAGUAAGGACCCCAUGAGUUACAAUCUCAUUGAUCCUCCUAUGUUGAAUACAGUGAUUGUGCCUGUAAAAGGCUGGGCUGCCAUCAGGUUCGUGGCUACCAACCCUGGAGUAUGGUUCAUGCAUUGCCAUCUAGAACGCCACCUCUCUUGGGGCAUGGAGACAGUGUUUAUUGUGAAGAAUGGCGAACUAUUAAAUGAAACAUUACCACCUCCACCCCCAGACAUGCCCCCGUGUUAA
This is a messenger RNA of Gastrolobium bilobum, 1863 nucleotides long. RefSeq names its product laccase-15-like. Gene Ontology annotation, biological process: lignin catabolic process. Bases 1 to 1863 code for a protein of 620 amino acids. The record is from RefSeq and is a predicted model, not a curated record. Gene Ontology annotation, cellular component: apoplast. Lineage: Eukaryota; Viridiplantae; Streptophyta; Magnoliopsida; Fabales; Fabaceae. Gene Ontology annotation, molecular function: copper ion binding; hydroquinone:oxygen oxidoreductase activity. The transcript has 8 exons.